AAGGGGCAGAGGAGAGACGGCUAGAGUGGAUUACUGAAAGGGUCAGAGGAGAGACGGCUAGAGUGGAUUACUGAAAGGGGCAGAGGAGAGACGGCUAGAGUGGAUUACUGAAAGGGGCAGAGGAGAGACGGCUAGAGUGGAUUACUGAAAGGGUCAGAGGAGAGACGGCUAGAGUGGAUUACUGAAAGGGUCAGAGGAGAGACGGCUAGAGUGGAUUACUGAAAGGGUCAGAGGAGAGACGGCUAGAGUGGAUUACUGAAAGGUGUGACGAGCCCGUUCGUGAUAGAAAACUCUCUGAGGUGUGGUUUCAUCACGUUUUAAUGUUUGUUUUUUACAAUCACUUUUACAAGUGUCAGGAACAGAUUUUGAUUAUCUUUGGUGAUCUUCACCUCUGACUAGUUGAACAUUAACAGCUGAACUCCCAUAUAGUGUGUCGGGGGAAAUGUAAUGUUAAACGGAGGUGAGGAGGGUUCACAGUGCAGCCAGAAGGGAGCUGUUGUCGAGAGGGUUAGACGAAGACGUUGGUUUCAGUCUGGAGAUGUACUCCAUCCGCAGCCUGCCCAGCAUGGUGUAUCGGGAGCAGCCAGAGGAAGACGGAGUAGAGGACAUGACGCAGCUGGAGGAGCUGUCUGAGGGAGCUGUGCUGCUCAACCUGAAGAAGAGGUUUGAGAGACAGAUCAUCUAUACAUAUAUAGGUAGUAUCCUGGUCUCAGUGAACCCCUAUCGGAUGUUCAACAUGUACGGAACUGACAUGGUGCUGAAGCACAAGGGAACCGCUCUGGGAGAGAACCCUCCACACCUGUUUGCCAUAGCAAACGUCUCCUACACCAAAAUGAUGGAUGCCAAACAGAACCAGGUUAUUAUAAUCAGUGGGGAGAGUGGAUCAGGGAAGACUGAGGCCACUAAACUGCUGCUGCGUUACCUAGCAGCAAUACACCACAAACACAACAUUACACAACAGAUUCUUGAGGCAGCUCCUCUUCUGGAAUCAUUUGGAAAUGCCAAAACAGUUCGUAACGACAACUCCAGUCGCUUCGGGAAAUACGUGGAGAUCUAUCUGGAACAGGGUGUUAUCAGCGGUGCCAUAACCUCUCAGUAUCUGAUGGAAAAGUCCCGUAUAGUCUUCCAGGCCAAAGACGAGAGGAACUACCAUAUCUUCUAUGAGAUGCUGUCAGGUCUUCCCCCCCAGCAGAGACAGGCCUUCUACCUGCAGGAGGCAGAGACAUACUAUUACCUGAACCAGGGAGGUGAUUGUGGCAUAGCAGGAAAGAGUGACAGGGAGGACUUCCUCCGUCUGCUGGCUGCCAUGGAGAUCCUUCACUUCACCCCUGACGACCAGGCGUUCAUCUUUAGAGUCCUGUCUUCUAUUCUACACCUGGGGAACGUCUACUUCCAAAGAUACGAGGCGGACGGCCAGCAGGUGGCGUCUGUGGUCAGUGCUCAGGAGAUCAGAGUCAUCGCUGAACUGCUCCAGAUCUCCCCUGAGGGACUCCAGAAGGCCAUCACACACAAAGUCACGGAGACCAUGAGGGAGAAAAUCUACACCCCUCUGACAGUAGAGAGCGCUGUAGACGCCAGAGAUGCUGUUGCCAAGAUUCUGUACGCUCUGUUGUUCCACUGGCUGACUGAGAGGAUUAAUGGACAGGUGUACCCUCGACAUCACGCGCUGUCAAUAUCUGUACUGGAUAUAUAUGGCUUUGAGGACCUGUCCUUCAACAGCUUUGAGCAGCUCUGUAUCAACUAUGCUAAUGAGUCCCUGCAGUUCUUCUUCAAUAGGAUCGUCUUCAGACAGGAACAGGAGGAGUACAACAGGGAGCAGAUCCCGUGGCAGGACAUCCCGUUCAGCGACAACCAGGCCUGCAUCGACCUCAUCUCCUCUAAACCCCAUGGCAUACUGAAGAUCCUGGACGAUCAGAGCUGUUUCCCCCAGGCGACAGACCACACCUUCCUCCAGAAGUGUCAUUAUCACCAUGGUAACAACAAGAUCUACCUGAAGCCAAAGAUGCCCCUCCCAGAAUUCACCAUCAAACACUUCGCUGGCCCGGUCACCUACCAGGUUCACAAGUUUCUGGAUAAGAACUACGACCAAGUUGGACAGCAGGUUCUCGACCUGUUCAGCCACAGCAAGAACAAGAUGGUGGCCAACCUCUUCCUGGUUCACGCGGAGGUCGUAGGUCAGCAUAGAGGUCAUGUGAGGAAGAGCAGCACGGUGACCCGGAGACACCAGCCCCCCACCGUCUCCACCAAGUUCACCCUGUCACUACUGGAACUGGUAGACAAGAUGGAGAGGUGCAACCCAUCGUUUAUACGCUGCAUUAAGCCAAACAAACAGAAGGAGCCAGGUGUGUUUGAGACGGAGCUGGUCGGCAGUCAGCUGAGGUAUUCUGGUAUCUUGGAGACCAUCAGGAUCCGUAGAGAGGGUUACCCUGUUAGACUGGCCUUCAACGUCUUCCUGUUCAGGUAUAAGUCUCUGGUGGGUUUGAAGCAGCUUCCAGCUCCUGAUGGGGAGAACUGUGUCAUUCUGCUCAGCAAACUGGUUCCCCUCCGACCCGGGGCCUACCAAGUAGGAGUUACUAAGCUGUUUCUGAAGGAGGAUGUGUACCAGUUGUUGGAGUCUAAGAGAGAGCGUGUCCGUCAGGUGGCGGCCCUCACCCUGCAGAGAUACACUCGUAUGUUCUUCGUCAGGAAACGGUACAAGGAGUUCCGAACCAAGAUCAUCAGACUACAGGCCUACUGUAGAGGCUUCCUCACCAGGAAGCGCUAUUUGAAGAUGAGAAAGAGUCUGGUCAAGUUCCGUUCUCUCAUCCACAUGUACGUCACCCGCAAGAGAUACAUCAAGAUGAAGCUGGAGGCCCGCAGGAAAGCAGAGGAGGAGAGGAGGAGGAGAGAGGAGGAGCUGACGAAGAGAGAGGUGGUUAACGUCACUCACCUGGUGAUCCCUGCCGAGCUGGGCUCUUUACUGCAGGCUGCAGCAGGUGGCAGAGAGCUCCACUCUGAGUGUCUAGCUCUGGUCCAGGCACCACACAUCCAGGAGGAGAACCAGCUGACUCUGCCGCUGGACAUUAACAACUACCCCUUCAGCCGCUACGCACAACUCUACUUCAGGGAGCCGAUGUUUGGGAUGCUAACGGUUCCCUUGGAGAGGACCUUGACGUGUACGGAUGAGGACCUCCGACAGGAAGCUCUGGAGCUGUUCGUUAUGAUCCUGAGGUUCAUGGGCGACCCCCACCUGAAUGGGGCUCAGGAGAACCUGUUUGGGAACUACAUAAUCCAGCGAGGACUGGCCAAUCAGGGCCUGCGAGACGAGAUCCUGGCUCAGCUGGCCAACCAGGUGUGGCGGAACCCUAACCAUGACAACGCAGAGAGAGGCUGGCUGCUGUUGCUGGGGUGUGUCUGCUGCUUCCCCCCCUCCGCCAGGCUGCACACACACCUGCUGAAGUUUGUGUCUGACCACGCCCCUGCUGGUUGCCGGGCGCUGCUGCAGCACCGGCUGAUCCAGGCCAAUCAGAAGUCCCGGCUGGUAUCAGGCUCCGCCCCUGAGACAGCACGCACCUAUCCACUGGCUCUGUUGGAGUGGACAGCCAAUAGGAAGAGGGCUAACAUGGUGCUGCAGGUGACCUGCUUCGACGGAGAAUCGUUCCUGUGUCCCGUCCAAUCCUGGACGAGUGGAGAAGACCUGGCUGGAGACAUCCUACGACACAGGGGAGUGGGUGAUUUGUGGAGGGGGUAUUCUAUACUGAUGAAGGAGCAUGGGCAGUGGGCGGAGCUAGCCGGUCAUGAUUACGUCAUGGAUCUGAUAUCAGACUUGGAGCUGCCGUCUGACUUCCCCAAACAGAAGAGUUACUUCGUCAUCUCAGCUGAGGAUCCUAAUAGAGUUCGAACCAACGGCAGUCUGACUCUGUUUGGCAGUGGUUUUGACAGUGACGAGGAGCUGCCCUUCCUCAGCACCACCCAACCUGCGUACAGCCUGCCAGACUCUGAAGGAUACUCCAGCCACGUGGAGUCGGAUGUGUUCAGCGACGGUCAGACUCAGAGAGGGUUGGAUCGCUACCUGGACAGCCUCUUCACCCCUGUGUUAUCAGACGACAGCAUGGACCUGGACAAGCCAGCCAGUAUGACAGGCCGGAUGAAGGGAGGAGGAGGAAUAGGAGGAGGAGAGGAGGAGAGGGGUCAGGCCCCCGCCAGCAGACCAUACCCCCCAGGACUACAGCCCGGAGGUUCUCCAGAACAGACAGAGAUGGCUCAGCAGCAACAGACCAUCAUCAACCAGCAAGCCAUCAUACUGGCCCAGCAGAUGACCAUGCAGGCCAUGGCUUUCCAGCAGCAGAUGUUGUCUUCCUUCCCCCUCGCCCCCCAGGCCCCUCCCACACAACCACCCCCCCGCACCUCCAGCCAUACUGACGAAGCUCCAGAGAGCCCUUACCAGACCAGCCGGAACUCCGCCCAGCAGCCCUCCUCCUCCUCCAGGAAACACAGUCCGACACGGGUUGCCCCUCCUGAUGACAUGGUGCGGGCCAGGGCCCCCCCUCCUGAUGACAUGGUGCGGGCCAGGUCCCCCCCUCCUGAUGACAUGGUACGGUCCAGGGCCCCCCCUCCAGAAGGAGUGGUCCAGUCCAGCCUGUCUGACUCAGAAAGCCCCUCCCACAACAUCAAGGAUAUGAUCAGACAGUACCAACACCCAUCUAACCCUGCACCCAGCCAGCCUGCACACACACACAGGAAGGGGGAGGGGAAGAUGUUUAUGAAGAAGCCGGACCCUCAUGAUGAAGCCAUGUAUAUCCUGAAAGACCAGAUGGCUAACCCACCACCACAGAAGUCUUUCUCUCCGGCGGCGCCUCGGGAACCAAGGGAGAUGGGUGGAUCCAAAGUCACCAAGGCAACCAAACCCCGCCCACCUGCUCUAGUCGACUCCGACAGCAGCCCCCUCCCCCCAACAGUGUCCAGAGAGUUGCCUGUAGAGGAAGAGACCAGCCAGACCCAGCUCCACCACAGGACCAGUGAAGAACACUACACUUACACUAACACACCCUGGAAGAUUUACCUGAGAAAAGAGGUGUUCUACCCUAAAGACAACUUCAACACUCCUCUGCUGCUGGAGCUGCUGUUCAGACAGAUAGUCCACGACACCUUCUCAGAGGCCUGCCUCCGCAUCACUCAGGAGGAGAGGACCAAGAUGAAGGCUCUGUUUGUGGAGCACCAGGUGGGCCAGGAUGGAGCCACACAGGAUGAGAGUGUGAAGAAGGAAAUCGUGACGAUGGCCAGAGACUCCUGGGAAAUAUAUUUCUCACGACUCUUCCCUGCAUCGGGCAGUGUGGGUACUGGCGUGCAGGUGGUCUCUGUGUCUCAUCGAGGCAUCAAGCUGUUGAAGAUGGUGAGAAGCAGCGCUGUUGCCCCGGACUACUUCAGAGUGCUACGCCCUUACAGUUACGCGGACAUCCUGUUCGUGUCCAUUCCAUCUAAGAACAUGUUGGAGUUUAACCUGACCAAUGAGAAGCUGAUACUGUUCUCCGCCAAGGCUCCACAGGUCAAACACAUGGUGGACUACUUCAUCACAGAACUGAAGAAGGACUCUGAGUACGUGGUCGCAGUGAGGAACUACGUCACAGAAGACCGAACUCUGCUCAGCUUCCACAAGGGAGACAUCAUCAGACUACACAGGGUGGAUGGGCUGGAGGAGGGACGAUGCUACGGCUGCAUCGUCAGGAAGAAGGUCGUGUUGCUGGAGGACCUAAAGAGAGACACUCCUGAGUUUGGCUGGCGGUACGGGGCGGUGUACGGACGGUGGGGUGUGUUUCCAGGUGAGUGUGUUCAGCCGGUGGCCGCUCCAGACUUCCUGGUUCUCCCUCCUGAGAGGGCGGAGCCUCGUGACAGACAAGGCCGUGUUGCCGCCUCCGCUGCAAUCGCCGUGGCGAUGGGCUCUACUGUUGCCGCCCAUGAACUGGACCUCAACACAGAGUCUGUGGUAGGGUAUGGGGAGGACAGCAGUAGUCUCCAUCUAGAAGGACUCCCUCUACAGGCCAGUCACUACAACAUGGACGAGUUCUCCAGGAAGUACUACAGACGAGCUCAGAGGGACCAGCAGAAGACCAGGAAGGGGAAGGAGAGCAGGGAACCAGCGGACAUGGUGACGUACUCUAAGUCCCCUCUCCAGGAGUCUCUGAUAGACUUCACAGACAGCACCAUGAACAAGGUGGCAGCUGACAUCUCCCUGGCUGUGAUGAAGUUCAUGGGAGACUACCCUCUGAAGGGACAGACAGAACAGGACCUGGUCUCAACCAUCCUAAAGCUCAGUGGGGAGUAUGGUCUGAUGAAAGAUGAAGCCUACUGCCAGGUGAUGAAACAGGUCACAGGAAACACCAGCUCCAAAACGGACAGUUGUCAGAGAGGAUGGAGACUGCUGUACAUCCUGACUGCGUUCCAUCGCUGUUCUGAGGUCCUGAAGCCCUUCCUUUUAAAGUUCCUGCUGGACGCCUGCUGUAGUCCUGGGGUACACUACCAAGGUAUAGCCAAGGCGUGUGAGCAGAACCUGAGGAGGACCUUCCAAUACGGAGGAAGAAUCGAACACCCCAACAGCAUGGAACUGAAGGCUAUGCUGGCUGGGCGGAGCUCCAAGAGACAGUUGUUCCUCCUACCAGGUGGCAUCGAGAGACACCUCAAAAUCAAGACCUGCUCAGUGUCUCUGGAUGCUAUAGAGGAGCUAUGUAAUGACAUGGGACUGCACAGACUGGAAGCCAUGGAUGAGUACGCUGUAUUUGUGGUCACACACCGAGGUCAGAAUGUCCGUCCCCUCAAUAAGAGGGAGUACAUCCUGGACAUUACUACGGAGGCGGAGCCAGUGGACAGUAACUACAGCCUGUGGUUCAGGAGGGUCAUCUGGACUCAGCCGCUCAAAUUUGACAACGAGCUCUGUGUCACCAUGCAUUAUAACCAGGUGUUACCAGACUAUCUGAAGGCCUUGCUGAGUGUGGUUCCUCAGAGUAAGGCCAGUGAGCAGCAGCUGCAGCAGUUGGCCAAGCUGGCAGCAUUACAACACCGUGCUAAAGAUACAGUCUUCCUGCCCACCAUUGGUGAGGUCCAGGAGUACGUUCCCCCUCAGCUCUACAUCAGACAGCCUCCUCAGCCCUGGCUCAACAUGGUCACUCAGCAUAUGCAGCAGGUCUCUCCUCUGAGCCCUCACCAAGCCAGGGCUCAGUUCCUCGGUCUGGUCAGUGCGUUCCCCAUGUUUGGUUCCUCCUUCUUCUACAUCCAGUCCAGCAGCAACGUCUCUAUCCUGGCUCCCUGUGUGUUGGCCGUCAACCAGAACGGACUGCACUUCCUACACAAGGACUCACAUGAGGCCACGGUGCGUUACCCUCUGAAUGAGAUCCAGUCCACCAGAACCCAGAGACCAACAGGAGGCUCCAGCUCGUCCUAUCCCUACGUAGACAUUCUGCUGGGAGACCUGCUGACGCAGCGAAUCACACAGCUGCAACUGGAACAGGGUCUGGAGCUGUGUCGGGUCAUUGCCAUGCACAUGGAAAACAUGCUCUCUGUCAGGGAGAAGAGACUCACCUUGCCACCGAGUGAGAUCACUCUGUUAUAACACACUGUCUGCCUGUCUGUCUGUCUGUCUGUCUGUCUGUCUGUCUGUCUGUCUGUCUGUCUGGGAGAAGAGACUCACCCUGCCACCUAGUGAGAUCACUGUGCUACAGUGGUUCAACCUUUAAAAGUUUUGAGUUUAUGCCGGGACCGUUAGUGGUAGAUGGUGGUAGUUGGUGUUAGAUGGUGGUAGAAGGUGGUAGAAGGUGGUAGAUGGUGGUAGAUGGUGGUAGACGUGGUAGAUGGUGGUAGAAGGUGGUAGACGUUGGUGGUAGAAGGUGGUAGACGGUGGUAGAUGGUGGUAGACGGUGGUAGACGUUGGUGGUGGAUAGUGGUAAAAGGUGGUAGAAGGUGGUAGAUGGUGGUAGACGUUGGUGGUAGACUGUGGUAGAAGGUGGUAGAAGGUGGUAGAUGGUGGUAGACAUGGUAGAUGGUGGAGACGGUGGUAGAAGGUGGUAGAUGGUGGUAGAUGGUGGUAGACAUGGUAGAUGGUGGAGACGGUGGUAGAUGGUGGUAGAAGAUAGUAGAAGGUGGAACAUGGUAGAUGGUGGUAGACGGUGGUGGUGGAUAGUGGUAGAAGGUGGUAGAAGAUAGUAGAAGGUGGUAGAAGGUGGUAGAUAGUGGUAGAAGGUGGUAGACGGUGGUAGAUGGUGGUAGACGGUGGUAGACGUUGGUGGUGGAUAGUGGUAGAAGGUGGUAGAUAAUGGUAGAAGGUGGUAGAUAGUGGUAGAAGGUGGUAGAUGGUGGUAGAAGGUGGUAGAUGUGAUAGACGGUGGUAGGUGGUGGUAGAUGGUGGUAGAAGGUGGUAGAUGGUGGUAGAAGGUGGUAGAUGGUGGUAGUUAGUGGUAGAAGGUGGUAGAUGGUGGUAGAUGGUGGUAGACGGUGGUAGAUGGUGGUAGAAGGUGGUAGAUAGUGGUAGACGGUGGUAGAAGGUGGUAGGUGGUGGUAGA
Salvelinus fontinalis (brook trout) is the source of this 8528-nucleotide messenger RNA. RefSeq names its product unconventional myosin-XV-like. Lineage: Eukaryota; Metazoa; Chordata; Actinopteri; Salmoniformes; Salmonidae. The transcript has 63 exons. The record is from RefSeq and is a predicted model, not a curated record. Gene Ontology annotation, molecular function: ATP binding; protein binding; cytoskeletal motor activity. Bases 539 to 7582 code for a protein of 2347 amino acids. Gene Ontology annotation, cellular component: myosin complex; cytoskeleton.